Chlorella variabilis is the source of this 1224-nucleotide messenger RNA. RefSeq lists its product as hypothetical. The record is from RefSeq and is a predicted model, not a curated record. The transcript has 5 exons. The annotation marks the transcript as partial. Lineage: Eukaryota; Viridiplantae; Chlorophyta; Trebouxiophyceae; Chlorellales; Chlorellaceae. Gene Ontology annotation, molecular function: molecular adaptor activity. Gene Ontology annotation, cellular component: CCR4-NOT core complex; P-body. Gene Ontology annotation, biological process: nuclear-transcribed mRNA catabolic process, deadenylation-dependent decay.
AUGGCGGACGCCGCGGGCGGCCGCUCCCUGGCGGCGGCGCUGGAGGAGGCGGGCCCUCGCUGCACUUCCAGCGAGGCGGCACUGGCCGCGGUGCUGCAGCCCUACGGCAGCCCCGGCGAGCAGGCUGUGGCGGGGGUGCUGGGCAUGGUGGCGCGCACCAGCGAGGGCCAAUUCAGCGGCGACAUGGCGGGGCUGAGCAGCGGGCUGGCCAGCGCGUCGCUGGGCGACGGCGCCACCACCUGGUCUGUGGGCGUGCUGGUGGCAGGCCUGCAGGCCGCCAGCCCGCGCCUGGACUGGCAGCGCGUGGUGGCCCUGCUGGACCAGCCCGGCUUUGCGGUGCCGGACGCGGGGGCGCUCAAGGUGCUCAUGGCCGUGUGGGCGCGCGCCACCGCCUGCCAGCCCUUACCGCUGCCCGCGCUGGUGGGCAGCCUGUGGACCAACGCCCCCGGCCAGCUGUCCUUCCUGCGCCAGGCGGCCGCCGCGCCGCCGGAGCUCUUCUCCUGGGCCCACGCCGCGCGGCGGCAGGAGCCCGUGGAGGGGCUGCACGCGGGCAAGCCGGGGGUGGGCACCCCCAACCAGGCCUGGCUCUGCCUGGACCUGCUCGACUGCCUGGCGCGCCUAGCAGACAGCGGGCAUGCGGCGGCGGUGCGCCAGAUCCUGGAGCCGCCGCUGAAGCAGUGCCCGGAGGUGCUGCUGCUGGGCAUGGCGGCGGUGCAGGCGGGCUGGGGCCCGCUGCAGCAGGAGGUGCUUGACCCUCUGGUGGUGACCUACGUGGCCAGCCACCCCAACAGCGCCGCCGUGCUGCAGCGCCUGUGGCCGCUCAACCGCGACGCCGUGCUGCGCGCCGCCGUGGCGCUCUACCACAAGGAUGCCUCCAAUGUGGCGCGAGUACUGGACGAGCUCAAGGGCCUGGCUGUGGUGCUGGACGCCACGCCGCCGCCCUUCUGCAUCGAGCUGGCUGCGCUGGCUGCGCGGCGCGAGUACCUCAACCUGGAGAAGUGGCUGUCGGACCAGUUCACUGCCAAGGGCUCCUCCUUCAUGCAGGCCACCGUCGCAUUCCUCGACUCCAGGCUGCGCGCGGAGCAGCCCGCGUUGCAGCACCCGCAGCUGGCGGCCGCCGUGGGGGACAGCAGCUCGCUGGAGGCCUUCGCCCCAGACAUAGAGGAGGAGGCCAACGCCUACUUCCAGCGCGUGUAUGCGGGGGAGAUCAGCGUGGAGGGGCUG